UUGUCGCCUGUUAUUGGACCUGCGGGGUGAAACCGCCGGCUGGCGGCCUGCAGCAGGAGACGCCCCCCAUCCUCCGCGGGGACCCCAAACUGCAGACUGUUAAAGCGGGAAACCGGCUCUCUGAUCCACGAAGACGCGGUGAGUGCACCUGCGUGACCUGGUCCGGCUCUCGGAGCCCGGGAGCUGGUUAAGACCUGGAUCUGGCCGUGGCCUCGUAAUAAUCCUCUAAAGAGCAUUAGCGGGCUAAGUUUGGCCCUGGACUGUGACCGGCGGCUUCACCUCAGGUUCGCUCACCAUGAUGCAGAUAUCUGAAUCCUACAACCAGAAGAACUCGCUCUUCAACGCCAUGAACCGCUUCAUCGGCGCCGUCAACAACAUGGACCAGACGGUGAUGGUGCCCAGCCUGCUGCGGGACGUCCCGCUGGACGACGCCGAGGACCCGAAGGCGGAGAGCCCCGCUAACGGCGGCGCUUACUUCCACCAGGACGCCGACAUGUACAGCUCGUACGUGCUGCUCAAGUCCAUCCGCAACGACAUGGAGUGGGGCGUCCUGCAGGGCGAGAAGGUGGGCGCGGCAGAGGUGGACGAGGACGACCUGGAGAAACAGUUUCAUUUCCACCUGAAAGGACUCCACACGGUUCUGUCCAAGCUGACGUGCAAGGCCAACACGCUCACGACCCGCUACAAGGAGGAGAUCGGCUGCGGGAACUGACCGCGGACUGAUCCGGUUCCAGACGUUCUGCACGGCCUCGGUUUCCUAAACGUUUCGGCUCAUUAACUGCAGCUCCGCUUUCAUUUCUGCUUCCUGUCUGUGGGAAACUGUCACAAUAUAAACAGGCUGUAACAACAGAAGCCAGAGGCGUAAAGCGUCCAAACAGAGAGCGUUUACAACCUUUUUAGCUCGUGUGUCGAAUGUCUACCUGCGACCCCGUUUAACCAGAAACCAACUUUUUAAGGGAAAAAGACCCGAAGAAAUAAAAUCAUCCAGUAAUUCACAAGAAAUAACGCAAAGAUUUGGAGAAAUAUGUGCAGAAUAUAAUCAUCUGAGCUGCUGGGGUUUAAUACAAUCUAAAAUUGGCCAAAUUGUGAAUGAAGGCUGGGACUGGAUGGUCAAAACACACGAUUAUGAAUGUGACCAGACAUUCGAUGCCAACAGCUUUUAAGAAUAGGAAGCGAAACAGCAUGGAGGCCUGACACCCGGGCAGCGACUUCUCUUCACUUCUACUGGAAAGUGAAACCUGAAACUUGUUUGAGAGUCGGCUGCCCGGCCUCGUAAGUAUUGAGUCUGUAAAAAACACAAACCCAGUAAAACAGAAGGGUCAGGAUAGUCAGGGUAUCUCCACCUGGAAAGACUUUGGAGUUCAUGAGCUGAAACACCAGUGUGGUUCAUUAAAACACAUCGGCUUCAUCGCACAGGGAUGAUACACUGUGGGCGUCUGUCUGUCCGUCGGCCUGUCCUCUCCUGACGUUUCACGCUGUAAAUCCAAAACUAUGCAAACGCUGAGAGGGAGCCUCGCUGCUCGGCUUUAAGCGGCAGCUUUAAUGUCUGGAUGUGACGAUUCUGCCGACCUGCUUCAAGGCUUUUAUUUAACUUUCUGAACAAAACGAUCCUGGUGAGCGCUCCCAGCUGCCUUUAGGCCAGUGAGCUCAUUUCUUUCCAGAUGUUUUUCUGUCUUUAUGAUUGGAAACUGAAUAUUUUGGGGUUUUGGACUCAUUUCAUCCAUUUAAUAUGGUGCUUUUGAUGAUCAGCAAUUGAUUCGUGUUGACGGUUUAGUCUGUGAAAUGUCAGAAAUCAGUGAAAACUCAGAUUCAGUUUCUCGUCAUAAAAGACUUCAGAGAACAUUUUUCCUUAAUCGAUCGAUCAAACAGUUUCUACUUUCCUUUAAAGAACAAUAAGUUUGAUGUUUAUGUGAAGCUCAUUCAGAACUUCAGCUAGAUUCUCCUGAAUUUAAAAAGCUUUUCUGCUCUGGUUAACAAACUGUCUGAAGUGGAAGAUAAACUGAAUAGAAAACAAACUGCAGCUUUAUCGACUCCGAGCUUCGUGGUCGAUGACAUGUCUGCAAAGGUUUUGGGACUCUGUGUGUGUGAAUAAUACUGUAUGUGAAAAUAUUAACGUUACGUCCACAGAGCUAUGCAUUUUCUAUUUAACGUCCAGCUUGGCAAUUAAAGGUUUUUGAUGAGUA
This is a messenger RNA of Siniperca chuatsi (mandarin fish), 2183 nucleotides long. RefSeq names its product mid1-interacting protein 1-B-like. Gene Ontology annotation, cellular component: cytosol. The transcript has a single exon. The record is from RefSeq and is a predicted model, not a curated record. Lineage: Eukaryota; Metazoa; Chordata; Actinopteri; Centrarchiformes; Sinipercidae. Bases 296 to 712 code for a protein of 138 amino acids. Gene Ontology annotation, biological process: regulation of lipid biosynthetic process.